Messenger RNA from Sebastes umbrosus (honeycomb rockfish), 2002 nucleotides. Its product is annotated as thiamine transporter 2-like. Gene Ontology annotation, cellular component: plasma membrane. Bases 8 to 1417 code for a protein of 469 amino acids. Gene Ontology annotation, biological process: transmembrane transport; vitamin transport. The transcript has 5 exons. Lineage: Eukaryota; Metazoa; Chordata; Actinopteri; Perciformes; Sebastidae. The record is from RefSeq and is a predicted model, not a curated record. Gene Ontology annotation, molecular function: vitamin transmembrane transporter activity.
AGGAACGAUGGGUUUUUGCUGGAGCGGGGAGUGUGGCGGCAGUUGCCGGGCAGGCCAUUAUAUGCCCUGCCAUGCUGGUUGGGUGGGCCCCACUGUGCCGCUCUGCAUCUAUGGUUUCUGCUCCAUGAUGAGGCCUAUAGAGCCCUUCAUGACAGAGUUUCUCACAGGAACGUACAAGAAUCUCACCACCGAGCAGGUGACGAGACAGGUUUAUCCUGUGUGGACUUAUUCCAGCCUGGUUCUCCUCAUCCCGAUCCUCCUGGUGACAGACUUCCUCAGGUACAAGCCUGUACUCAUCCUCCAGGGGCUCAGCUAUGUCACAGCAUUUCUGCUGGUGUUAGUUGGCUCGGGGGUCCACUCGGCUCAGUUGGCCUUCUUCAGCUACAGCAUUGCCAUGGCAGCGGAUGUGGCCUAUAUCUCCUACAUUUACAGCGUGGUGCGGCCUAGCUACUAUCAGAGAGUGACCAGUUAUGUCAAAGGUGCAAUGCUGCUGGGCUACGCUGUGGGUGCUCUGCUGGGCCAACUGCUAGUGUCUGUGGGUGGGGUGUCCUUGUAUUGCUUAGCUGUUGUGACUGUCAUCUCUGUCUCUGUGGCACUGAUAACCAGCUUUUUCCUGCCCAUGCCUAAAACUAGUUUAUUUCUUAAGGGCACACAUUCUGCACAACAGGGAAGCUCAGGCGAAGACAGUCACGACUCUGAAGGACAAGACUUUUGCGCGACGGCCGCCAAGCAUGUUGGGAGGAUGUUCAGAAGGCUCGCGUCGGACUGUAAGAAAUGUUAUUCCUCCGUGGCUGUGCUCUUCUUCUGCAUAUGGUCAGCUACAGGGAAAUGCGGCUUUUACCAGGUCACGGGGUACGUCCAGGUCCUCUGGGCGGAUAUGCAGCCUCACAACUUCACAGCCUACAACGGAGCGGUAGAUGGCAUCAGCACAUUAAUAGGAGCUGCAGCCACUGUCGCUGUGGGACACGUGUCUCUGGAGUGGUCUGUGUGGGGGGAACUGGUCCUGGGGGGCUUCACAUUCCUGAUCGCUGGGGCUUUAUUCCUAAUGGAUCUGACUGACAACAUCUGGGUCAGCUACACGUUCUACUUCCUCUUCAAAUCAGUUUACAUGCAGCUCAGCACCAUCUCCACUUUUCAGAUAGCCAAGACGCUGAAAAGGGAGCGCUAUGCGUUGGUAUUCGGCAUGAACAGUUUUCUGGGCACAAUCCUCCAGAGUGUCCUCACCGUCAUCGUCAUCAGCUCCAAGUCUCUACAGCUCACCAUUACCUCGCAGUUCCUGAUCUACGCUUCGUACUUUGUUGCCAUUUCCCUGCUGUUCAUAGUCAGAGGUGUGUAUACUGUGCUCCACAUGAAGCGUCCCGCUGGGGGCAACCAGGCAGAGAGAGCCACCAGCCUGCCAGACGCCCAACGUCUGUGAAGACCCUCCAAAAUAAAGAGGAUUUUUAACAUAUUUGUCAUCAAUUAUUACAGCAGCAGCAGCAACAUGUACAUCAAGAUAUUCAAUCAAUUAAAAAGUGACUGUGGUUGAGUUAUUUAUCAGUCUGUCAUCAGCAGGAUUUAACUCAUCGAUUCUACAGACGUGCUGUGGCUGAAAUAGUGAAAGUGUAAUCUCUAAAUGUGUCCACUAGAGGACACUACCUGCACAAUAUAAAAUAAGAAUAACACCACAGCUCUGUGGUGGUUUAAUCUGAACACAGAAAUGUUUGACUAUCUAUGUAAUGUAUGGUUUUAAAGCAAAUAUAACUAGUAUAAAUAAGUGAACCGUGACAUGUUUUAGACAGCAAUGUGUCUUAGAAGUCUUUCCAAGAUGCUGACGAAAUCUAUUUUGUUUCCAAUAUUUCUUUGCAUGUAUCUAUGUAUGUUGUGUGUUCACUUAUGUGUAAAUAAUUCCUCUACAACCAGUCUAAUAAACUAAACUGACUGACUGAAACUACUUAUCAGGCUGGCAGGAUAAUGUAUGUAGGCUCUGUUACAAAUACUGCACAGCCUCCCCAGCACAAAC